AUGGCGGUAGCUACUGAAGCAUCCUUGCUAGAUUGCGAGAUGUCUCUUAAAACAGCCCGCCUCGAAAAGAAAUAUGAAAAGGCUAUUGCGGACUCUACGCAUCUUCUAGAUGCCGAAAAAGAACGCGUUCGACGUAUGGAGCAGCUGUUGCUUCAAUUCGAGAGUGAAGCGUUGCGAUCGCAGCUCGAGCGUGCCCAUGAGCAACUACUUGUAUCUACGCGGGCGGAAUCUGAGGCGCGCCUUCAACUGAAUGAAGCUUACCAGGAAAUUGAUCGCCUGGAUAAUCAUGUUCAGAGUUCAUCGAAUGAAGUCGAGAAGCUGAAGGGCGAGCUCUCAACUUUGAACAGUGCUUCGACCGGUUAUAGCACCCUCCUUACGGAAAAGCUACAUCUGUCCCGAGAAAUUUCUCAUCUCAAAUCCGAAAUCGAACGUCUCAAGUCACAAAAUAACUCCCACCAGGCCCUGGUGGCGGAGAAACAUGAGAUGGAUCGGCAACUAUAUUCUUUAGAAGUUCAGUUGGAGAAUGAAAAGCAUGCCCAUGAACGUGCACGGGCGAAAAGCGCUCAGCAAGCGGUCGAGAUCGACAGGCUCUCUAUUCGAAUCGAUGAGUUGCAGACCGAGCUCACCAGAGAAUUGCGUGCAAAGCAACAGCACGAACGUGACAGCCGACAGCAAAAUAUGGGAUGGGAUAGCCAGCGGUCAGUGCUGGAGGGCAAGGUUGAGACGCUGAAGAAGCAGCUGCGAUCAGCCAAGGACAAGCUACAAGAAACCCAGCAGGAAUUACAGCAAAAGCGAAGCAAUGUCAGGAAGAAUGAAGGCGAUGGCACCGAGUCGCGAUCGCGAGUCGUUCCCCUCCAGCGCCCUGGCCCGAGUGCGGAGUAUCACAAUGGCGUGACAAUUGCAACACCCGGGGCCGUCCAAGUGCAGGAAAAGAUCCAGAGGCAAUCCGCGUUGCCCGGCGACAAAUCAGCUUUUUCUAUCACACCCUUCUUAAACCGGACCGGCGGCCCGAGAAAUUCACCCAGUAGUUCGGAGGCGGACGAAGAUCCAAUGGACGUGACAUUGGACGAAUCCAAUGCUUCGUUCCGCAAGGCCCGGGCUAUCGACGAGCCGAGUGGUAACGAUGCCGCCCGGAAUGACAGAUUUGGUCCCGCACAGGUCUCUUCUCCUGAAGCCAAAGUAGGAAACACCAAGCCACAGGCGCGCGCGAGAAAACCUUCCGCGUCGGGACUCAUGAAUGGAACCAAGAAACCCGGCAAACGUUCCAAUGGCAAAGAACUUACCGAUGCUUCUGACGACUCCAUUGAUCCAUUUAUUGAACAAGGACAGGCCAAGCCAAAGAAGCGCAAGCUCGGUACUCAGCGGGAUCGAAGCCUGUUCGAAGAGGAGGAAGAGGAAGAUGGCAUGCUGGAGAGCAGAAAGCCCGGCCGAAACGUCGGCCUGGGAGCAGGUCGAAAUUCGGCUCGCCAACACAAGGACCAGUUUACGAGGGAGGCUGCUGUACAAGGUCUCAAAAGCCGAGCUGCGUUUAAGCUGUUACAGAUCGACGAGAAGUAUCGCCUUUUUAAGGGCGGCCAGACCGUCGUCGACUUGGGAUAUGCGCCGGGCUCUUGGUCACAGGUCGCCGUGAACCGGACUCAGCCGCACGGACGGGUCCUCGGCGUCGAUAUCAUCCCAGCCCAGCCCCCGAAAGGGGUUUCGACCAUCCAGGGCAAUUUCCUGGCACCCGAGAUUCAGGCAUAUAUCCAGGAAUUCCUGCGCAAUCCGAACAGAGGCAGGCCCCGACAAGCGGGUGCACUCGACGAUGCUACCGGUAGCCUGCUAGAACCUGGGAUGGUCUCGGACGCAUCCCGAACGGACGAGAAGCUUGAAAGAACGGUGGAUGUGGUCCUUAGCGAUAUGUGCGAACCCUGGUAUCAGACAUCCGGUUUCUGGAAACGAAGUCUAAGUGAUCCUUAUCGCAGGAUGAUGAACACCAGCGGGAACAAUUUCAGAGAUCAUGCUGGGAGCAUGGAUCUUUGCAAUGCUGCUCUACGUUUUAGUUCAGAUGUCCUCAAAGCUGGGGGGCAUUUCGUCUGUAAAUUCUACCAGGGAGCAGAAGACAAAGAGUUGGAGCACCAGCUCCGGAAUUUGUUUCAGAAAGUUCACCGACUUAAACCCGAAUCAUCUCGCAGUGAAUCCAGAGAGGCAUUCUUUGUUGGUCUUGACCGCCGACCAUGA
Molecule: messenger RNA, 2220 nt
Organism: Penicillium cinerascens
Lineage: Eukaryota; Fungi; Ascomycota; Eurotiomycetes; Eurotiales; Aspergillaceae
Product: RlmE family RNA methyltransferase
Exons: 9
Coding region: 1-2220 (739 amino acids)
Biological process (GO): RNA methylation
Cellular component (GO): mitochondrion
Molecular function (GO): rRNA (uridine-2'-O-ribose)-methyltransferase activity
Source: RefSeq, a predicted model, not a curated record